GCAUUAUUAUUCUUAUUUAUUUUAAUAACUAAUAAUAUCAGGUUAUGUAUUGCUUUGGUUUCCUUAUUCUCUUCUCGAAGGUUGAGGGCAGGCGCCUGUUCGGGAAAAAUCUAAAGAGAGAGAAAAUCGAGUUUACGCUGACUACGUUAAUGGCGGUUAGGGUUUUCUGUUGAUCCUCCUAAACGACAUCUCUCCCGCCUACUUUCACACCGUUCGCUUUGUCCUUCUUCUCGUAUUCCUAUAACCCUAAUUCGACCUCCUUCUCUUUCAAUUUCUUCGAUUCAAUCUUUUCGAAUUGGCUUUUUUUUUUUUUUUUUUUUUUGGGAUUUUGGAAUUUUGAUGCGAGAGUGGAGAGCUGGGAUGGGCGCACCAGAGAAAUCGCAAACCAACCACAGUUCGAUGCAGCUUGAGCUUGCUUUUGAUUUUGAAUUUAAAGCGAUGGAGUUGUUUUGUUCAAUUUAAUUAGGUUUUCGGUGUUUUUAGCCCCCCUCCCUCUUUUUUUUUCUGGUGGGCAAAGUUCGUACUUUAUACUUUCUAUUUCAUAUACUACAUGGUCAAAUUUGAGUGGAGAUUUGUAUACUGUAGCUGGGUUUUAGCAGGAUAUUUGAGAUUUGAUUUGCCAGGCGGGGAAGUGAAAUUGGUUUAAAAUCACUAUUUUUGUGCUUUUAUAUCAAUUUUUUGCAUUAUACACCAAUCAAUUGUAUACCAAGAAAUAUUGUUAAUUGAGGUUCUAGGUUGGAAGUCUAUGGCAUACUCUAAGCAGUUGAUACAGAAGUUUAAUAUAGUAGGUGUGGUUCGAAGAAACACUGCCCAUCUAUAAUCCACUGUAGGUUUCUAAAGGAUAGGUAGGAGACUCACCUUCUUUUGAUUAGUUAGUCAGGCUUAGUUUAUAUGGAAAUUGCUUGUCUUGGCAUGUUGAUGAUCAAUCAACUGGUCAUAUUUUGUGCAUGUUUAGAGCCUGACUUUGUUUUAUAGAGUUAAAUGCUAUUGAAUUUUGGGGUGACAAGGCUUAUAAAUUUGGAAAGAUGACAUUCAAUCAAUGGGACAUGGUGCUAAGAGUUCAAAAUUAAUAUUUUCUACCUUAGUACUUAUUUACUUUAAGGUGCUAGUAUCCAGUUAACCUGCCUAUUAAACUCUUACUUCAAUGUCCCCAUUGUUUCUUUAAAUCCUAUGAUUCCUAUCUUUGUGUGUCAUUUAUUAUAUGGGCACUUCUAGGUUUGAAAAUCUUUUGUAUGGGUAACCUUGGAGAAUCUCUACUUUCUCUAUCAUCAUUAUUGUCCACGCUACAAUGUGGCAAUUGCAUUUUUCACUCUGCUUUCAGAUUCCUGUUGUAAUGGAGGUGAAAGCAGGCAGUAGUUUUCAAUUUGAGAUGACUGACAUUGUGCUUUUAAGAAAUCUAAGUGUUCUUU
Rubroshorea leprosula is the source of this 1409-nucleotide messenger RNA. The record is from the annotation of a GenBank genome assembly. Lineage: Eukaryota; Viridiplantae; Streptophyta; Magnoliopsida; Malvales; Dipterocarpaceae.